AUGACUAAUAGUAAAGGAAGAGUUAUCACAAACAAAACCAGCAGCAUAGUGGGAAAUAGGGAAAGAUUGGUAAAUUGGACUCUCAAUUUAAAUACAGUUCAGCCUGACAAAUUUUUAAGCCUGUUAUUGAGUAUGGUUCCUGUCAUUUACCAGAAAAGUCAAGAUGACAGGCAUAAAAAAACCAAUGGCAUCUGGCCAGAUGGCCUUCCAACAUCAGCACAGACAUUUAACUUAAGAACAGAUCAGCACAUGGAGUAUCAUCAUUUCUCAGAGCAAUCUUUUCAUGGCAAUAAUGGACAUGUUCCGUCAAGCUGUAGCCCAAAGUAUGAUGACUAUGCUAACUAUAAUUACUGUGAUGGGAGAGAGACUUCAGAAACGGCUGCCAUGUUAAAAAAUGAAGACAUGUCUAGUGAUGGUGAUGAAGAUCUCAUUGGGGAAGGGAGUCCCCGAUUGCCAAAAGAGUCCAGUGGCACAAUGGCCUUGCAGAUACUGGUGCCAUUUUUGCUGGCGGGUUUUGGAACAGUUUCAGCUGGCAUGGUUUUAGACAUAGUACAGCACUGGGAGGUGUUCAAAAAUGUGACUGAAGUUUUUAUUUUGGUUCCUGCACUUCUUGGUCUCAAAGGAAACUUGGAAAUGACCCUGGCAUCUAGACUAUCAACUGCGGUAAAUGUUGGGAAGAUGGAUUCCCCCAUUGAAAAGUGGAACCUAAUUAUAGGCAACUUGGCCCUAAAACAGGUUCAGGCCACCGUGGUGGGUUUUCUAGCUGCUGUGGCUGCCAUCAUUCUUGGCUGGAUUCCAGAAGGGAGAUACCGCCUUGAUCAUUCCAUCCUUCUGUGUGCCAGCAGUGUGGCCACUGCCUUCAUCGCUUCCCUCUUGCAGGGGAUAAUCAUGGUUGGUGUCAUCGUUGGCUCAAAGAAGACUGGUAUCAACCCAGACAAUGUAGCCACUCCAAUUGCUGCUAGUUUUGGGGACCUCAUUACUCUGGCCAUAUUAGCGUGGAUAAGUCAGGGUCUUUAUGCCUGCCUUGAGACAUAUUAUUACAUCGCUCCCUUAGUUGGUGCCUUUUUCUUGGCUCUGACUCCCAUAUGGAUUGUAAUAGCUGCCAAACAUCCAGCUACGAGGACCGUUCUCCAUUCAGGCUGGGAGCCCGUCAUAACAGCCAUGGUUAUAAGCAGUAUUGGAGGUCUUAUUCUAGACACAACAGUAUCAGAUCCGAAUUUGGUUGGAAUUGUUGUGUAUACUCCAGUUAUUAAUGGUAUUGGUGGUAAUUUAGUAGCUAUACAAGCUAGUAGAAUUUCUACCUACCUCCAUUUACACGGCAAGCCAGGCGAGGUGCCUGAUGAAGCCAGAGGCUGCUACUACCCAUGCCGAACCUUUUUUGGUCCAGGAGUCAAUAACAAAUCUGCCCAAGUCCUUCUACUUUUAGUGAUUCCUGGACAUUUAAUUUUCCUCUAUACCAUCCACUUAAUGAAAAGUGGUCACACUUCUCUGACUGCAAUCUUCAUCGCCGUAUUCUUAUUUGCUGCUGUGUUACAGGUAUUCACCUUGCUGUGGAUUGCCGAUUGGAUGGUGCAUCACUUCUGGAGAAAAGGAAAGGAUCCCGACAGCUUCUCCAUCCCUUACCUUACGGCUUUGGGAGAUCUGCUGGGGACGGCCUUACUAGCCUUGAGCUUUCAUUUUCUGUGGCUCAUCGGGGAUAGAGAUGGAGAUGUCGGAGACUAAUAAGAUAUGGAAGUGCUACCUGCUCUCAGAUCCUGGAGAAGGAAAACGGAAGAUGGCGCAUAGGACUCCUCUUCAAGGCCUUUAAUACAAUACAGGAAUCUCAUUUUGGCCAGGUUAAUUUAAAGUUGGAACUGAUAUGAUUAAAAGGCCUUAACUUUUUUUUUUUUUAAAACUGAAUUUGAAUAGAAAAUAAAAAUGAAGGGAUUUGCCUUUCAUACGAGAGAAUGAAGGAUGAUUUGACUUUGCAACAGAUAUGAGUUCAAUCUUUGGAGUUAAUUAAAUCAGAAAAUAUGGAGGGAGUUAAAUACGAGUAAUUGUGUAACUAGACACACCUCAGGAACGUACGGGUCAGUGUUUGACUUGUAAUGGAAGAUUGGCAAUUUAGCCUCUUUUCUAAUGAAUUUGAUUUCAAUGAAAAUUUAAAUUAAAAAAAUACC
Gracilinanus agilis (Agile Gracile Mouse Opossum) is the source of this 2159-nucleotide messenger RNA. RefSeq names its product solute carrier family 41 member 2 (gene SLC41A2). Gene Ontology annotation, biological process: monoatomic cation transport. Bases 1 to 1722 code for a protein of 573 amino acids. Gene Ontology annotation, cellular component: plasma membrane. The transcript has 10 exons. Gene Ontology annotation, molecular function: monoatomic cation transmembrane transporter activity. The record is from RefSeq and is a predicted model, not a curated record. NCBI's taxonomy places the organism in Eukaryota, Metazoa, Chordata, Mammalia, Didelphimorphia, Didelphidae.